CUACGUGUCCACAUCGAUCAGAUGCUGAUGCUAAUUAACUCUCUAUUAUCGCGCUGUUCAUAGAAAAGAAAUUAGUAUCAAUUCAAAACUUAUUUUCUCACAUAUACAAACUAGAAUGUAUAAUCUUAUAUAUGAAGAAUAUAUAAUCUUGUAUAAAACUCUAGUAUAAAACACGAAGAAAUUAUAUACAGCUCCAUUAAAAAUAUCACGUUCCGUUAUUCAAGAAUAAUUUUCAUGCACUGAGAAGAAAAAAUAUUGGAUAUGAAAGGAACGGUAUCUUCAAAUUAAGAAUUAUAUCAGUAUCUUGUACUUGAGAAUCCCCAGUAAAAGCACCAACUAACAAUAACAUUGUUAUAAUUUCCCGCUGAAUAACUGUUAUAUACAACGCACAUUAUAUUGCACUUACGUUGUCGAGUGAGGAAUUAUAACAUCGUACGUAAUGUUACCGUUAGUUGGAUGUUUACUGGGAUAUGAGUCUUGAACAGACUACUAAUAUUUUGCCGAGGAAUAUUACGCGUCAGUCUUCCACCGAACAAUCUAUGCUCGAGCGAUCACGUAUCGUACUUUCGAAAGAUUUUUACCGUGUCCAUCGUUAUUCAUAUUAUUGCACGAAUAAUUACUCGGGCCGUUAUCGAGUUACUCAACUGCCAUUUAAUUUCGUCGGUGAUAAAACGUUACGAGGACUCGUCUUAAAAGUUUGUUCCCGGCGCUGAACGGGUCUGAUAAAUAUUCCACGCGGGAUCUACCGGAGCAACACUCAGCGACCAAGACGAAAACGCUCAAACCUGCGUCCUGCCUAAUUCCUUUUUUACGAACCACUCUCCCAACGAUAUCUGCAAAGUAUCGUGUGCUUAAAGAGUGGGAAGGUCUGUUUUUUCCAAGUGACACGUGUAUUGCGGAGCAGUUGCAUCUCUCGACGAGGAGAGGAGAGAACUCGUCGAAAGUUUCGGUCAGGAAAUCGAACACACACGCGCUCGUUUUUUCGGACGCGCCGGAUCACAAUAGCGGGUGCAAAGGGAACACGAAGCGGUGGUGACUCAGCCGAGUCCGGUAACCGGCUUCGCCCUCUUCUCUCCUCUCCGCUCUCUUUCACUGUCCCUCCCUCCUCCUCUCUCUCUCUCUCUCUCUGGUCUGCGUUCGAGCAGAGUUCGCGAGAGAGCGAACUCUUUCUCAGUCCCGUUUCUUUUUUUCCUCUCUCAUGCCGUAAUCCCGGUAUACCUGGCGGCGCCCCGCGUCCCGCUCGUCCUCUCCCCUCGGCCUCUCUUGUUUCCCAACACUCUGACACUUUCGAACGGAUCGCGCGGCGCGAGUCCAGGUGACUUCAUUGCGCGCGGCUCGCUCGGACGCGCAGGUGCAUCGGCCGAUCUCCUUCUCUUCCUCUCGUGUUCUCGCAGCUUCCCGAGGUCGGGUCGGCAAUCUCGAAGGAGGACCGCGCGAGAACUCCACGGGACCUUCCAAGGGGCUCCCCGCGUGCACCAUCGUCGGUCGGUCCGCACACCUGCGUUCAACGGAGCUGAAGAGAGAAAAAGAUGGCCGAGUAUUGCGAGUACAUGUGGGACCCCACGCGAGGUCACGGCAGCACCGCUCUGGCGCGCAGCAUUUACGAGGAGGACGCCAGAUUCGAUAAGCGCGACAAGAAACUGGCCAUUAAGACCGUCAGAGCUAUACUCCGGGAAAUGCCGGAUGUGGACUUGAAGCAUUGCACGGAUGAAUAUAUCACGCGUUUCCUACUGGCCCGGAAGUACCGCACCGAGCAGGCGGCCGCCCUGAUAGUCGCUUAUCAGUCGCAAAUCACGCACCGUCAGGACAUCUUCGGCAACCUCACUGCCCGCGACCCAGCCUUGCAACGCGCACUUCGCGCAGGCAUCCCGGGUGUCCUACCCGCCCGGGACAGGAAAGGCAGAUGCGUGCUGGUUAUCUUAGCGUCGCAAUGGGAUCCCAUAGCCGUGCCCGCAUUAUCCGUUCAACGAGCUAUCUUCUUAGUUCUGGAAAUACUUAUUCAGGAUCCCCGAAAUCAGCAAUCCGGUUUCGUCGCUGUGGUGGACUGGAGCGGAUUCUCGUUACGGCAGGGCGGUGCACUGGGCGCAGCGGCCGUGCGAAACCUAAUAGCCGCUCUACGUGGGCGAUUUCCUGCUCGAUUCAAAGCGAUACACUUCCUUUCAGCGCCGUUGUACGUACAGGCGACUCUGGCCCUGGUGAAGCCGUUCCUGGAUGAGAAAACGCGAAACAAGAUUUACCUGCACGGCAACAAUCUCAGCACGCUCCACGAACACCUGCCCACGGAUAUACUGCCGGCGGAGCUCGGCGGUACGGGACCAGCUUUCAACCCGGGAUUAUGGGCCGAGCCGGUCAUCCACUCGGCGAUGAAAGAGGCCGAGCUCGCCGUCGCCAAAAAGGGCAAAGAACACGUCGACGCGGACACGCAAGAACCGGCGCACCUUCGGGGGGACGGGUCGGAAACCGCAAACGGAAACCGUGAGAAGAGCGACGGAUCGUACAUCUCGGCGAAGCUGCGAGACGACGUUGCAAAAACGGCCUUCAACAGCAGCCCCGCCGCGAGGCAUUUCACCGUCAGGCCGCCGAGCGCGCGAGCGGACGUGGAACUGAACGUGAUAAACAGGCGGAUGAACAGCGAGGGAGAAGCGACGACGGAGCCAGCGACGAAGAACGACGAGGACGACGGCGUCAGGGAUCGAUUGGUGCGCGUCACCGAGCGAGUCGGUAACGAGAACGAGACCCGCCGUCGUUCCGAGGAUCGGACGGCUCGGCACGGCGAUACGGAUGAGUCGGCGUUUCUCGACGCGGAAUCCGAGAUCAACUCGAACGAGUUCGAAAUAAUAGCCAGCGAGGGCGGCUCGUUGGACAAUAGAUCGGUCAAAGCGACCCUAAUCGUUACCGGACGCAACACCGACGCACCGUCGGAAGAGACGAAUCUCAUAACGUAACGCAGAUCUCCGUAGAUCCGCAAUGCUUGUCGUAUCGCCGGAUCGGUCUCUUGGCGCUGAAGAUAGCUUUUAUGAUGAGAUGAUGAUACGCGAGCAUAGUAUUUUGAGAUAUCGUAAUAUUAUCGGUGUAACAGCUUUUCCUACAGACUAUUUUCUAGGCUGUAAUUUAACGCGACGCUCUCUGAUCGCAAUUUCCACUUAGGCUUAGGUAUACAACUUAUUUAUACAAAUGUUCCGAGAAUAUCAAGUGUGACAUUCGAGUUCUGAUAGAGAAAAACGAAAAAUUAUUAUGCGUUAUGUUAUGAUAAAUCUCUAGCUUGUAAUACUCCCGUAAUCCUUUCGCUACACGCGUUUGGUGUAUUGACAAUAUGAUUACGAUGAUUUCUGAAACUGCGGUACCUGCUUUCCUAUUCACACCAGGGCAGCUCACACUAAUUGGUAUUACAGCUGCUACAACAUAGACGAGGACUGUCUGCUUACUGUCUCGAUUAAGAAUUAUUCCUAUAUAUUUUGACAUCACAGAUGUCUUAACAAAGGAAUUUUCUCGUGAGAAUUCCUACGAACUGCAAACAUGUACAUCAUGUCAUUCACAAGUGAAUCGAAAUUGCGCUUCGUUACUUGCGUUAGUUGCGAAAAAUAAGUAUAUUUCCAAUACACAUUUAUUUAUAGCUUUCCAAGUGACUUGGGUAGACGCUUUAGAAAUAACGUAUAUUUGCGGAUUAAAGUAUAUAAUUUUCUUAGUAUUUUCUUAAUUAUAUAUAGAUAGGAGUGUUACAUCUCAGACAAAUAUCGAAAUUUAUUCUUCAGAUAAGGUCGUGCCUCGACUUUUUCGCAUAUUUGCACAUACUCUUUUACAUGUUUACAUGUCGAACGGUUCCACAGAUUUUAGAUUAGCUUUUAGAAGUGUUUCGGUUUGCGCAAAGAUAUUCAUAUCAACAAAGUGACUUGCGCUGUUCAACAUGGUAAUAUUGAAAAAACGAACAACGACUGCGAGAAGGAUACAAGUAUAUGGCGAGAUAAUAUAAUAAAAAUUUAUUUCGGUACAUAAAAUAUAUGUGUAUAUAUAUAUAAAUUCUCAACAUCAAUACAUGUUUUAAAUAACAUCAAAUGUCUUAUCAUAUUACCAAAAGCACCCUGCUACCAUUUGUGUAUGAUUUCACAUAUAUGUUACGUAUGAAAAUAGAAAACUCUCUCUCUCCCUCUAUAUAUAUAGAUGCUGUGUGAUAUAUAUAUAUAAAUAUUGCGAUUCAACACAUAACUGGAGAAAGAGUAUAUUUAUAUACAAAUAUCCUCUCACACACAUUUAAUUUCUUGUUUCGAGGAUGAAUUUAUCCUUUUUUUUUUUUAUAUAUAAGAAUACAAGUACAUGCUGAAAUUAGCAUUUUAUAUUGAAUCACACUGUUUUCCAAUACUAGUACAGAUCACAAUCACAUUAGCAAUGCAGUAAUGCUUGUUAACAUCGCUCGCGAUUUCAAGGGUUCUUAAUAAACAAAUACACUCACACGAUUAAGAAGAGACACAUCUUGAUAUUCUAUACAAUUAUUUCCUCGGGCCUCCGUAAAUGCAGUAAUAACCGUAAACGUAUUAUGAGAGUUACGGAAUAUAUCAAGUAUUGUAAGAAAUUAUAUAUUUCGUAUUAAAUGCAUGUUACGCAUCUCCAUAUA
Messenger RNA from Dinoponera quadriceps, 4609 nucleotides. RefSeq names its product clavesin-2-like. Bases 1530 to 2945 code for a protein of 471 amino acids. NCBI's taxonomy places the organism in Eukaryota, Metazoa, Arthropoda, Insecta, Hymenoptera, Formicidae. The record is from RefSeq and is a predicted model, not a curated record. Gene Ontology annotation, molecular function: phosphatidylinositol bisphosphate binding. Gene Ontology annotation, cellular component: membrane. The transcript has 6 exons.